This is a messenger RNA of Colletotrichum orchidophilum, 396 nucleotides long. RefSeq lists its product as uncharacterized. Lineage: Eukaryota; Fungi; Ascomycota; Sordariomycetes; Glomerellales; Glomerellaceae. The transcript is spliced from 2 exons. The record is from RefSeq and is a predicted model, not a curated record. Bases 1 to 396 code for a protein of 131 amino acids.
AUGCAGCUCUCCAUCGUCACCAUCCUCGCCCUUCAGGCCAUCGGCGCCGUCGCCGCUCCCGUCGCCGCUCCUGCCGCUGACUAUGCCGACCUCGCCAAGGCCAACAUCAUCAUCAAGUCUGCUGGAACAUACAAGAGGGAUGAAGAGAAGCGCGCCGCCAGCUACGCGGAUGCUGCAAAGGCCAAUAUCAUUAUCAAGUCGGCUGGUACCUACAAGAGGGAUGAGGAGAAGCGCGAGGCCGAUUACGAGCAGUUGGCAAAGGACUCCAUUUACAUCAAGUCCGUCAGCACCUACAAGCGCGGCGAAGAGUACGCCGACGCCGCAAAGGCCAACAUCAUCAUCAAGUCGGCUGGCACAUACAAGCGCGAUGAGGAGAAGCGUGACGCCGACUACUAG